GAACUCCAUGUCAGGUCUGCGUGUGGGGCGAGGAGGAGGAGAGAACAGACGCUCUGUCUUCUACACUGGGAACAGUGCUGAUGAGUGGGAGAUGUUGGACGCUCCCACAACCAAGGACAUCAACCAGGACCACAAACCUCCCAUCCAGCCUCAGACUGACACACACAGACAUUCCAUUGGUUCUCCGUUCACAUUUGACUUCGGGCGGAGCAGCAGUUCGUCGUUGCGGCCCAAGCGGCCCACUCUGCGGGACAUAAUGGGUUCAGGGAGGUUAGGACGCAACGCAGAGAGCUCUUCCCCCUCCUCUCAGACCACGUCCCCAGUGGAGUGUAACGGCAGCAGGACCAAUGAGCUGCAGCUCCGACUCCAGGGCCAGGAACAGGAACUGACACGCCUCCACGAGGAGAACAACAACCUGACUGAAGAGUUAACCUCCCAGAAGGAGCUGGUCAGACUGCUUCAGCAGACAUUGAGGAGCACCCAGAGGGAGAUACGACCAGCCCCACCAGCUCCAGUAUUAACUCCAGUACCUGCCUCACCUCCAGCCUUAGGACCAGGAGCUGCCCAAGCCUCAGGACCAAGCCCAGGAUCAACCUCGGGGUCAGCCCCAGCCCCAGGGUUCCCACAGUUGGACAUAGCCCAGAUGGAAGCCCUCCUCCUGGAGAGGGAGGGCCAAGUCCAGGCCCUGUGUUGCCAGAUGGAGCGUCUAGCACUGGAGAAGGAGAGUCUACAGAGGGAGCUGAAAGGACUGAAGGUCAAG
Molecule: messenger RNA, 760 nt
Organism: Salvelinus namaycush (lake trout)
Lineage: Eukaryota; Metazoa; Chordata; Actinopteri; Salmoniformes; Salmonidae
Product: TBC1 domain family member 2B-like
Exons: 3
Source: RefSeq, a predicted model, not a curated record